AUGGCUUUGACUUUCCCUUGGAUUUAUCCUGUUCGGGUCGCUCAGGCCAUCUUUGCAAUAAUCGUCCUUGCCUUAACCGCUUACUAUAUCAGUUGGUACACGUACAGUGAUACCGUCAACUUCAUGCUCUUUAACGGCAUAUGGGCAGCUUUCUUUGCAACUCCCUACCUGGCUCUGGCGCCGGCCUUUUUCCCUCAAUUGGCGCAUCGAUUCGUGAUUCCGACUGUGGAAGCGAUUACUAUGAUCUUCUGGUUUUCAGGGUUCAUUGCCCUUGGUGUUUAUCUUCCACCCUCGGAAUUCUGUCACUGGAGUCGUUGCCGCGCUUUACAGGCUGCGACUGUGUUUGGGGCGUUUGAAUGGGCCCUGUUUCUAGCCACCACUGUCGCUGCUGUUCUCGACGCUUUGCGUUCCCGGUCCAGCCCUAAUACGAAGACCACUCACGCGAAUGUCCACGUUGGUGUCUAG
Molecule: messenger RNA, 465 nt
Organism: Aspergillus heteromorphus CBS 117.55
Lineage: Eukaryota; Fungi; Ascomycota; Eurotiomycetes; Eurotiales; Aspergillaceae
Product: MARVEL domain-containing protein
Exons: 3
Coding region: 1-465 (154 amino acids)
Cellular component (GO): membrane
Source: RefSeq, a predicted model, not a curated record